AUGGGAUAUAUCGUGCCUCGUAUGAUACUGCGCGAGGGCAAGUACCUAGGUACCAAGCACUGGCGCGACCGGAUCGGCAUCGUCCAAUCGCAGCCCUCAAUCAGACUAAUCAGACUUGCUGUUGCCACUGCUCCAGCCCCCUGCGCCACUCAAACGUUGUCUGUCCAAGGCAGGGAGACGCUCCAGUACGUACCUACGUUGGUAUUAGAGGUAUUAGAGAAGCAAGGCUGUGCGUUGUACGGUGCCAACUCAUUUAGGUUGGGGCAACAACCGAUAACUGGCAAAAGCGAGAGGGAUCGGCGUCCAGGCUCCAGGUACUCCGAGCAUUACGAAGAGGCAAAGGAACUAUCGGCGAUCCUCAGCCAUCGGUUUUCACUACGGAGUACUUCCUGCCAUUCCCAUUUGAAUCGACGGAUAAGCCGGAGCACUGAAAAAGGAUGGAUGACCCCACCGAUUCAGCAGCAAUGGACCACUAGGUACCUGGUACUUAAGGUACCUACCUCCUCUUAUAUAGCACCGCCACAUUCCCCCUGGCCCCCCUUCCCAAGAGAUUUUCUUGACGGGCUGCUCCUCGUUUCUUUAACUCAAUCACCGUCGCAGGAUAGGAGACAAGACAACGCUACUGCUCUACAUGGGCAAUACCUUCCCUUCGCUGUCUUACCCGUCUUGCCCAUCGCUCUACUACACGCAUUGCGUAUAGCCAGCGGUUCUCUCGUUUUCUUCCUUGUCCACAUUCGUUUUUCCAAUCGCCUUCUCGCUGCACUCAACAGGCAGGUCCUGCCGUCGACGACGUUCAUUUUGCGGUAUUGGUUGUCUUGGCAUUUUCAGUGCACGCAUUGUGCUCGUGCUCUUCAAUCGCAUCCAGCCGGCCCAGCCAAACGAAGCGGUGACUACGAGUCUCUAACAUUGCUGCCUGUUCAAGCGCUGCUCCCGAUAUCAUCCAAACUUGCGCCAGAUGCUAUAAUAGAACUGCAGCUGACCUCCCAAAACAAUAUGUCUGGUUACCAAGGUGGUCACCACGACCAGUACGACCAGGGCUACGGCCAGGCCGGACAUGGCGAUGGAUAUUACCAAGAUGAUCAGUACUACGACCAGGGCCACGGCGACCACGCUGCCCAGGGCGAUCACGCUGCCCAGGGCGACCACGGCGCCCAGGGUACUCAAGGUGACGGCUACUAUGAUGAAUCCGGCUACUAUCACGCCGAUGCCAACAACCCAUAUCACCAGGACGGAGGCUACUACGAUGGGCAUGACCAAUACCAGGACGACUACUACAACAAUAACCAGGGUUACUAUGAUGGCGAGUAUAACCAAGGCUACGCUCAAGGUGGUCGCCACCCAUCCGAAGAAGAAUCCGAGACAUUCAGUGAUUUCACGAUGAGGUCUGACAUGGCUCGCGCCGCCGAAAUGGAUUACUAUGGCCGUGGCGAUGAGCAAUACAACGGAUAUGGAGAAGGUGGCCGUGGUUAUCGCCCACCGUCCUCGCAGCUGUCUUACGGGGGUAAUAGGUCGUCCGGUGCCUCGACUCCCAACUACGGCAUGGAAUACGGCAACGGCCUCGCAAGCCAGCGCUCCAAGGAACCAUACCCUGCUUGGACAUCUGACGCUCAAAUCCCACUUUCAAAGGAAGAGAUCGAGGAUAUUUUCCUUGAUCUAACGUCGAAAUUCGGAUUCCAAAGAGAUAGCAUGCGCAACAUGUACGACCACCUUAUGACACUUCUGGACUCGAGAGCUUCUCGCAUGACACCUAACCAGGCGCUCCUGUCCCUCCAUGCCGACUACAUUGGAGGUGACAAUGCCAACUAUCGCAAAUGGUAUUUUGCUGCCCACCUCGACCUUGACGAUGCUGUUGGCUUCGCCAAUGCCUCUACCAAGAACAGAAAGCGCAAGGCCAAGAAGGGCAAAAAGAAGGGUGGCGAGGCUGGAAACGAGGCGGAGACCCUGCAAGAACUCGAAGGUGAUGAUAGUCUUGAAGCCGCGGAGUAUCGCUGGAAGACACGCAUGAACCGUAUGUCUCAGUACGAUCGCGUUCGCCAAAUCGCACUUUACCUGCUGUGCUGGGGCGAAGCCAAUCAGGUCCGAUUCAUGCCAGAGUGCCUUUGCUUUAUCUUCAAAUGCGCAGACGACUAUCUCAAUUCACCGGCUUGCCAGGCUCUUGUGGAGCCAGUUGAGGAGUUCACGUUCCUCAACAACGUCAUCACACCACUGUAUCAAUACUGUCGUGACCAGGGAUAUGAGAUUCUCAACGGCGUCUACGUUCGCCGAGAACGUGACCACAAGCACAUUAUCGGCUAUGAUGAUUGCAAUCAGCUGUUUUGGUACCCUGAAGGUAUCGAACGUAUCGUUCUCGAAGACAAGAGUAAACUUGUCGAUUUACCCCCUGCUGAACGCUACCUUAAGUUGAAGGAGGUGAACUGGAAGAAGUGUUUCUUCAAAACAUACAAGGAAUCACGCUCGUGGUUCCACUUGUUACUCAAUUUCAACCGUAUCUGGGUCAUACAUCUGACCAUGUUCUGGUUCUACACGUCACACAACGCUCCGUCGCUCAUCACCUACCAAUACGAGCAGCAGAAGGACAACCAACCACCAGCCUCCAAGCAAUUUUCGAUUGUUGGCUUUGGUGGAGCUAUUGCAUCACUGAUUCAAAUUUUUGCGACGCUGGCUGAGUGGGUGUAUGUUCCACGCCGUUGGGCCGGAGCGCAGCAUCUCACGAAACGGCUACUGUUUUUAAUUGUCAUCCUCGUUCUCAACGUCGCACCAGGUGUCAAGGUUUUCAUGUUUCACGGUAACAAAGAUGGGAAAGACGCCGACCAGAAGAACAAAGACACACCUAUCGACAAGGCUAUCGGCAUUGUCCACUUUGUCAUCGCAGUCUUUACGUUUUUGUUCUUCUCGGUUAUGCCUCUUGGCGGCCUCCUCGGCAGCUAUCUGACAAAAAAGUCACGACGUUAUGUGGCUAGCCAGACUUUUACAGCCAGUUACCCUCGCCUGACUGGCAAUGACAUGGCCAUGUCAUUUGGUUUGUGGCUGACCGUGUUCGGAGCGAAGUUUGGCGAAUCUUAUGUAUACCUCACUCUUUCAUUCCGUGAUCCAAUUCGAUAUCUGUCCAUCAUGAAGAUUGACUGCUUGGGCGAUGCGAUGUUCGGAAGCACGGCGGCGACGCAGCAGAUACUGUGCAAGCACCAGCCUACAAUUGUUCUCAUUCUCAUGACGUUCACCGAUUUGAUCUUCUUCUUCCUGGACACCUAUCUUUUCUAUGUCAUCUUGAAUACCGUGUUCUCCAUUGCACGCUCUUUUUACAUCGGCUCAUCGAUCUGGACGCCAUGGCGAAAUAUCUUUUCGAGACUGCCAAAGCGUAUUUACUCCAAGGUGCUCGCGACGACUGAUAUGGAGAUCAAAUACAAACCCAAGGUCCUCAUCUCCCAAGUCUGGAAUGCCAUCGUCAUUUCAAUGUAUCGCGAGCAUCUUCUCGCAAUCGACCAUGUGCAGAAGCUGUUGUAUCACCAGGUGCCCUCUGAGCAGGAAGGCAAACGGACAUUACGCGCUCCGACCUUCUUCGUUUCCCAGGAAGACCACUCGUUCAAAACAGAAUUCUUCCCCAGCCACAGUGAAGCUGAGCGGCGCAUCUCAUUCUUUGCCCAGUCUCUCUCCACACCUAUUCCCGAACCCGUCCCUGUCGAUAACAUGCCUACGUUCACAGUCAUGAUCCCCCAUUACAGUGAAAAGAUUCUCCUCUCUCUGCGAGAAAUCAUUCGUGAAGACGAGCCCUACUCCCGUGUGACACUCCUGGAAUACCUGAAGCAGCUUCAUCCGCAUGAAUGGGAAUGCUUUGUCAAGGACACAAAGAUUUUGGCAGAUGAAACAGCUCAGAUGAAUGGCGAACCAGAGAAGAGCGAAAAAGACACAGCGAAGAGCAAAAUCGACGAUUUGCCUUUUUACUGCAUUGGUUUCAAGUCUUCUGCCCCGGAGUAUACUCUUCGCACACGUAUUUGGGCCUCUUUGCGUUCGCAAACUUUAUAUCGCACAGUGUCUGGCUUUAUGAACUACAGUCGUGCCAUCAAGCUCCUGUAUCGUGUCGAGAAUCCCGAGGUUGUUCAGAUGUUUGGUGGAAACUCGGAAAAGUUGGAGCGAGAACUGGAGAGAAUGGCUCGACGCAAGUUCAAGCUCGUUGUGUCUAUGCAACGCUAUUCCAAAUUCAAGAAGGAAGAGAUGGAAAAUGCCGAAUUUUUACUGCGCGCCUAUCCGGAUCUUCAAAUUGCUUACCUGGAUGAGGAGCCUCCUCUAGCAGAAGGCGAGGAACCUCGCCUGUACUCCGCACUUAUCGACGGUCACUCAGAACUCAUGGAGAAUGGUAUGAGGCGACCAAAGUUCCGUGUCCAGCUCUCUGGUAACCCGGUAUUGGGUGAUGGUAAAUCCGACAACCAGAAUCACGCCAUCAUCUUUUACCGCGGUGAAUACAUUCAGCUCAUCGACGCCAACCAAGACAACUAUCUGGAAGAAUGCCUGAAGAUUCGCAGUGUCCUCGCAGAGUUCGAGGAAAUGAAGCCAGACAACCAUUCCCCUUACACACCCGGAGUCAAGAACGAUGUGCACACUCCAGUUGCUAUUCUUGGUGCUCGCGAGUACAUUUUCUCGGAGAAUAUUGGUAUUCUCGGUGAUGUUGCUGCUGGAAAAGAACAAACAUUUGGUACCCUCUUUGCCCGUACUAUGGCACAGGUUGGUGGCAAACUUCACUACGGCCAUCCUGAUUUCCUAAACGGUAUCUUCAUGACAACACGAGGGGGUGUAUCGAAGGCUCAAAAGGGACUGCAUCUCAACGAAGAUAUUUUCGCAGGUAUGAAUGCACUUGUCCGCGGUGGACGCAUUAAGCACUGCGAAUACUACCAGUGUGGCAAGGGUCGUGAUCUUGGAUUUGGUUCUAUUCUCAAUUUCACGACCAAGAUUGGCACCGGCAUGGGAGAACAAUGGCUCUCUCGGGAAUACUACUACCUCGGCACUCAACUUCCUCUUGACAGAUUCCUGUCCUUCUACUAUGCACACGCGGGCUUCCACGUCAACAACAUGUUCAUUAUGCUGUCUGUCCAGUCAUUUAUGCUGACGCUGAUGUCCAUUGGCGCACUGCGACACGAAACAAUCCGCUGCGACUACAAUCCACAGAAACCAAUCACGGAUCCUCUGUAUCCUACGAAAUGCUCCAACACGGACGAGCUGAUGGGCUGGGUCUACCGUUGCAUUAUCUCUAUUUUCUUCGUCUUCUUCAUCUCUUUCGUGCCGCUCAUUGUCCAAGAAUUGACCGAACGAGGUGUGUGGCGUGCAGCUUUGCGCUUCAUUAAACAGUUUUGCUCUCUAUCUCCGUUCUUCGAAGUGUUCGUCUGUCAGAUUUAUGCCAACUCAGUCCAGUCGGAUCUUGCAUUUGGUGGCGCUCGUUAUAUUGGUACUGGUCGUGGUUUCGCAACGGCUCGUAUUCCGUUUGGCGUUUUGUAUUCGCGAUUUGCCGGACAGUCGAUUUAUUUCGGUGCAAGAUUACUGAUGAUGCUCCUGUUCGCUACUUCUACUGCCUGGCAACCUGCUCUGACCUACUUCUGGAUCGUUCUGCUUGGUCUCAUCAUCUCACCGUUCCUGUACAACCCUCAUCAGUUUGCUUGGACCGAUUUCUUCAUAGAUUACCGUGACUUCCUUCGAUGGCUGUCUCGAGGCAAUUCGCGCGCACAUGCUUCUUCCUGGAUCAUGUUUUGCCGGCUCUCCCGUACUCGCAUCACGGGAUACAAGCGCAAAGUCAUGGGCGAUGCUUCUGCCAAGAUGUCUGCUGACGUUCCCCGCGCGGCUGUGGCCAACAUCUUCUUGACCGAGAUCCUCACGCCAUUGCUACUUGCUGCCACCACCACGGUUGCUUACCUAUUCGUCAAUGCACAGACCGGUGUUACAGACAAUGACAAGAACUCGAGUUCCUCGCCUGGCUUUAAGAUUGGGCCUAGCGGCGCAUUGAUUCGAUUGGCUGUCGUGGCUUUUGCGCCUAUCGGCAUCAACGCCGGCGUUCUUGCAGCCAUGUUUGGAAUGGCUUGUUGUAUGGGACCAGUUCUGAACAUGUGUUGCAAGAAGUUCGGGCCUGUUCUCGCUGGUAUCGCCCACGGCGCGGCUGCAGUCUUCAUGAUUAUCUUCUUCGAAGUUAUGUAUGUUUUGGAAGGAUUCAACUUCGCCAGAGCUCUUGCGGGUAUCAUCGCCGCCAUGUGCAUCCAGCGUUUCAUUUUUAAGCUCAUUGUGUCACUGGCGUUGACCAGAGAGUUCAAGACUGAUCAGUCCAACAUUGCCUUCUGGAACGGAAAAUGGUACUCAAUGGGCUGGCACUCAGUAUCCCAACCGGCGCGAGAGUUUUUAUGCAAGAUUACGGAACUCAGCAUGUUCUCUGCUGAUUUCAUUCUGGGACAUUGGAUUUUAUUCAUGAUGGCUCCGUUGAUUUUGAUCCCGCAGAUUGAUAAGAUCCAUUCCAUGAUGCUCUUCUGGUUGCUGCCUAGUCGUCAGAUUCGCCCACCCAUCUACUCCAUGAAGCAGUCAAAGCUUCGGCGUAGACGUGUUAUUCGAUUUGCCAUUCUUUACUUUGUUCUCUUCAUCAUUUUCCUGGCGCUCGUUGUUGCUCCAGGCGUCAUUGGCAAGAAGUUCCUUGGCGAUACAAUCUUCAAAGCUCUGGAUAAUGGCAACGGCGGCCCCGCCAAUUUGCACCUUCUGCAGCCGUGGGGACUGGACAACAACAACACUGAAGGCAAGACUGAAACUGGCACCAAGGCUGGUGGUGCUGAUGCAUCUGCCACAGAUGCCUCGAAGCUGCGUCUAUUCUAA
Molecule: messenger RNA, 6834 nt
Organism: Cordyceps militaris CM01
Lineage: Eukaryota; Fungi; Ascomycota; Sordariomycetes; Hypocreales; Cordycipitaceae
Product: 1,3-beta-glucan synthase component GLS1
Exons: 10
Coding region: 1-6834 (2277 amino acids)
Biological process (GO): (1->3)-beta-D-glucan biosynthetic process; fungal-type cell wall polysaccharide biosynthetic process
Cellular component (GO): 1,3-beta-D-glucan synthase complex; plasma membrane
Molecular function (GO): 1,3-beta-D-glucan synthase activity
Source: RefSeq, a predicted model, not a curated record